Spirodela intermedia is the source of this 5542-nucleotide messenger RNA. Lineage: Eukaryota; Viridiplantae; Streptophyta; Magnoliopsida; Alismatales; Araceae. The record is from the annotation of a GenBank genome assembly.
AUGGAUGGCGCUUCAUGUCCUAGUUUAUUCCCUUCUCACCGCUGCAAAACCGUGCACCUGGUUUGUGGCAUCCACUUUCUUUCUGUCCCAGACUCUUAUGUGUUUGGGUUCACCAGGUUCUUAUCGUAGGAUUUUAAUUGGGUGCCUAGGUAAGGCAUGCACAAGGAAUUCACAAUGUAGAAGGAGAAAAGGACCACAAGGCCUAUUUAUCUCCAGUGCUUUUUGAUGCUCACCUUACACCUCUCGGAUGGCAGCAGGUAAUACAGGUUUUUAUGGUCAUUAUGUUGUUGGUAUGGUCUUGCACCUCUCUUACCGGAUCUUUUCAUCUCUUUAUGUUUUAAGUGGAUCAUAGAUAGGAAAAACAUUUCUAUUUGGUGGUCAAAAUUUCCAGAAUGCGGUUUAUAAGUUUAUUUUCCAGAAUGUUGUCAAUGCAUGAAAUUUGACGUUUGUUUUUCUGUAACAGCCAUUCGUUUCUUGGAGACAAAUAUUUCUUAUGCAUUCGUAAAUGUUAUCAUUCCCUGUUCACUGUGGUUUCAGAAUGUAAUUUCGCAUCAACAAUUACAUGACCCUCUCAUGUUCAACCUCUUUAGAAGAAUUCACAGGCUCUUCAAAUUUUUCUUUAAACUAUUUUGGGUUGUAGAACCACAUUUCAUGCGAACCCUUUACUUUACGCGGCACAAAAUGCUUUGUUUACUUUACAUUUCUUGGAACCGUUAAUUGUUAUCUAAAUGCUUUGUUUGCUGGCACAAAAAACCUUAUCAUUUGUAUGCGCGGAUAUUUUUUAAGGGACAAUAUGAAUUAACGGUUUGUCUAUCACAUAGGUUGAUAACUUGCGUAAGCAUGUUCAAUCAUGUGGGCUUUCUAAGAAGGUCGAUCUAGUCAUUACUUCUCCUCUUCUAAGGUAUCCAUUUUAACAAGUAUGUUUCGUUACUCAUCUUGGAAAAUGCUUGUGUACUGAGCUCGGGAUGUAUUUUUUUGUGCGUUGACUGUCUAAUCCUAGGAAGGACAACAACACCCAAUUAAUUGGCUAUCGUCCUACUUUGUCUUGUGUGGCUUGUGUAUCAUUGUCUCACGAUCAGUUAGUUUAUAUAAAUGUUUUAUGUUCUUGGAUAUUAUAUUUUAAUGGAUCUAACUGAGAAACAAUAUAAUUUUAUGGAUUGCCUCCCGGAUAAUAUUUCGAGUGCUAUGUAUGUGACAACUUUGUCGUAACUUCCUUCGAAGGGCCUGCUUGAAGCUUUGAGGAAUUUGAAAAAUGUUGAAACAAGCCCUAAGGGUACUAAAUUUUCACUUUUCUAGAACCCUGUAGAACGGUUAAAUGGAAAUUAUAUUGCCUGGCUACCAACUGGAACGUUAACUGUUUGAUUUCCAAGAAAGGUUUGUGAAUAUGAUAAUCCAAUGAUAUUGAUAUGUGCUCUCUUUUUGCCCUCUGCUCCUGCUAUUCCUUUGUACUGAAGAAUGUACAGCUUACGCCUAUCUUUGAUCUUUUAAGUUCAAUAUAUAUAUAUAUAUAUAUAUAUACAAACUAGAGGAGGGAAGAAAAGUAGUGUUUCCAAUCUAUUAAAAUCAGAUUUCUAGCAUUCACUAUUUACACUUAGGCUUCAAAUGUCUGUGAAGUCAACCGUAGCAACUGACAUCUAGGCUCUAGGUAGUUUCCAUCUCACUGCUCACAAAAUAGGAUAAAUGUUAUUGUAUUUGAAGUGUUUGGGACAGUGUUGUAUGUGUCUGGAAAAUUGAUUGAUUGAUGGAGCCCUGCAUGCCAGCAUUUUUUUUACAGGGAAUAGAAAAACGCCAAACUCCGUAUACAGAUUUGAUGUUUUUUGUUGAAAAAUCUCUUUUUUGUCUGGGUCCAAAUGGAGUUGGGGGGGGGGCAAUGAAGAAAAUGCUACGAUUUUCCUCUUCGUGCUUUAAACUAUGAGGAAUUGCCAUUGAAGCUCCUAAAUAUAUUAUUUUAUGCGGGGGAGCUGUUUCUGACUGUUGACGGGAUGUCUAGUAUAUUCCGAGUUAUGUCACUAUGUGUCUAGAACCUUCCGGGUCUGUUAUAAAUAACAGACCCCACUUCGUUUGAAAUGCUAUUUUGUGUUUCUUUCAAAUAAAAUAACUUUUUCUCUACGGGCUCUGGCAUCACUGUUCAGCGUACCAGAUCCGAUUUUAUCUUCAACACUUACAUUCUUAUCAGGAUCAUAUUUUCCAAUAGUUGUGAUUUUUAAUUCACCUAUAGUUGAGAUUUUACAAUUGCCUUUUUCUUGAUUAGAGCUAGUUCAUAGCUUAUCUAAAUCGUGUGUAAGAGUCCAUUGAUUUCAUAAAUGCUAUUUUAUCUCCACUUAUCUAAUUUUUUUUUUUCUUGAAUGACUAAAGUUCUUCUUUCCUUCUCGGUACUGCCUUUUGAGUGGAUGUACUUGCAUGCUCUACGAAGUCUCAGUUAUUAAGGGACAGAGCUUCUGAAAGUCUGAAGUAAAGCGUUGAUCUGCAUUGCCUUUUAUUGAUCGUAACCGACAUUUUCGAUGCUAGUGUCUUCUAUGCAUGAUUUCUUUUAAAAUGUGUUGAGUUUACCUUUUUGAUUUGUGAGAUGAUGACCAGGGUGUGGAAGCCCCCCCGUUAAUGGUCACACCUAAGAUUGAGUGCAACUAGGAAGGACUCCAGGGAGAUACAUCGCAAAACUAUUAGAGAAAUUAGUCGGACUGCUGAUGGCAGUGCAUUCUACAACUUUCUUUCAUCCUAGGAAUCCUUGUUUAUAAUUUCCAUGGUGUUAUAUCCUAUUAUUAUUAUUUAGUUUAUAUUAUUGUUGGCCUUUGUUGCAGAAUUUGAUGAAUUUUCCCACGGAUGUGAAGUCAUUGUGAACAGUUAGUUGUUAACAGGAAGCUUCAUUUUCUUCCUUUUAGUCCUUACAAUUCCAUUUAUCAUCCUGGAGAAUGUGUGCUAAUUGUUGACAUCGGUAUGUACUUUCACAGAACUAUGCAGACUGCUGUUGGUGCCUUUGGAGGUGAAAACUAUUCUGAUGGGGUGAAUGUGGCUCCUUUAAUGAUUGCCAAUGCUGGGAGUAGUUUUCGUUCUGCGAUUUCAAGUCUAAAUUGUCCACCAUUUUUGGCGGUAGAAGACUGCCGGGAACAUUUGGUGAGUUUAUUAAAACUGGAUGUCUAGAAUGACACGAUAUAUAAAUGCCUCAGCACUUUUUGUACAUGUUUUGAAAAUUAUCCUUUGGACUAAAUUGGGGCAGCAUUUUAUGGCAGUUCAUUCGUUUCCCAUAUUCCCAUAUUCCAUAUUUUGGUCCAAGAUUUGUCUGUUUUCUGCUGCUGCAUAUUUUAGGGUCAAAUAAUACCUUUCACGGGCCUAGACAUAGUACAAUGGCAUUGUAAUUUUUUCUGCCCAGUUGUCAAUUUCUACAAAAUGGACUUUUCUAAAAAUAUCUAUGACUGCAGGGGGUGCACCCAUGUGAUCAGAGGAGAAGCAUAAGUGAGUAUCAGCUUCUUUUUCCUGCAAUUGAUUUUUCAUUGGUAAGUUCUGUCCUAUAUUUAUUUAGUUCCAUGAAGAAUUAAUGACCGGUUGUAUAUCUUUUGAUUUUUCUGGGUACGUGUCUUAAACGGCUUAUCUCUUUCUUCCAGAUAGAAAAUGAUGAAGAUGUUCUCUGGAAGGCUGAUGUUAGGGAACCGAAUGAAGAUGUUGCCGCUAGGGGAAUCAAAUUUAUUAACUGGUGCUGGGUUUUUCUAAACCUUCAUAUUUAUUUUUUUUCUGGAAAAUCCCGUUAAAGGAUUUUUUAAAAAAUUAGCUUAAAUUUGAAAGUGAAAACGUUGUACAACUUGAAUCUCUUUCUUCCCAUUAUCCGUCUUUUUCUCACUUGAUUAACCAAGAAUGUAGAUUUCAGUACUUUUUAGACACGGAAGUAAUCUUUCUUUCACAUCUUAAAUUAAUAAAAUUAAUAACUCAGGUUCUCAUCAUUCCAAAUUUGAGACUGUCUGUUCUGCACCUUGGCCAAUGCUUGAAAUGCAGGAACUGUUGGAUUGCUGUUGACGGAGGAAUUUGCCCGUCUUUUUUCAUUUGUCUUUUGCAGAAAUCGUUUUCUGGAGACUUUAUGCCGUCUCAUUUUUCUUCUGGCCUAGCCUUCAGUUUGAAAAUAGUCUUCAUGGUAUUAUUCUUUGCAGAUGUCACAAGAAAUCACCAGAGUAAUUUCAACUCGUUGGCAAAAAGUAUAUAAUAUUUGGACAUUUUGAUGUUAUCCUUCUCUGUUGUAAUCUGGGAUCGAAGGGCUUAGGUUCUCUGUUGCCCCUUCUUUUGUCUCCUAAAACUGCCUUCAUAAGCUAGGUAUGCAACUUGAAUGGUCUGUUUUCAAACUAAAACGUUUCCAUUUAAGGGGCAUUCAUUGCAAAAUUACAGUUUAUCGUUUCUUGUUCGCUGAAUUCAUUGGCUGUUUGUUGUAAAGUAAACAGAUUGGCCCGCGUAUGAUUGUUUUGUCCUCUAUUUCACAUUCUGUUUCUGAAGUUUUUUUAUUGAUAACAGUUUCCUCAUAAGUCUCAAAGUCAAACGAUCUUGUUGUCCUUUCAUGUCUUUUUUCUCAGGCUAUGGACAAGAAAGGAAAAGGAAAUUGCAAUUGUGACGCAUAGCGGAUUCCUGUAUCAUACAUUACAAAAGUUUGGGAACGACUGCCAUCCAUUAGUCAAAGAAGAAAUCAGCAAACAGUGAGCUUUUACUUUGUUCUUAAAUCUCUCUCUCUCUCUCUCUAAACACUCCUCUCCAGUGCUCCACUAGCUAGAUUUGUUGAUAGUGAAGUUAGAGGUACAAAUUCGGAGGCUUAGAAUCCUUUGAAUCAUUGUGAUGCAUGGGUAACCUGAAGUCGAAUUUUCAUGAAAGUUAAAAUCUACACAUGUGAUAGAGCUGAAUCGACAAUUCCGUAGUUGUGAUCACAAUUUCGUAGCAUCACAGUGAUCAGGGACAGAAGUGAGAGCAAAACAACGUGUUUUAUUUGUUUUUCCAUCUACAAAAAGAUUCCAACAAUGACGUUACGGUCAGCACAAUUAAUGCAAUGCGUAGAUUGUAGUGUUACUCAGCAGUCAUUCAUUGGCCAGGAGCAUACUGUGUAGUUGUCUGCGCCACCAUCACUGUGGUAUACAUUGCUUUUUUGUCACGUUGUGCGUGGAGCUGAUUCUGAAUGUUGUGCCAGCGCUACGGAACGUAGUUUAAUCUUCAUUCAUCCCAGUAAACAUCAUUGUGUUUGUGAUGGAUCUUCCCGGUUGGCUGUGUUUGAAAGUUGUGUCUGGCCGUUUAAUCUGGUCGUCCUCUUUGCCCGUAAUCCUGCAGCUUCGCAAACUGUGAGCUCCGAUCGAUGAUCUUGGUCGACAGGAGGUGAGAACUCCUGCAGACUCCUUUGACGUGCUCCUCAGCUGUCGCUGCUGAGGUCUGCUUUUGUGUUCUCGGGGCUGACCUUGCGAUGUGAAUCUGCAGCAUGAUUGGUUCGGGGAUCUCCUCGGCCACGAACUAUCCCGGAAAGAUCCCCCCCGGGCUGGACCUGCCCAGCGACAUGGUGGACGAGGAGGAGAUGCAGAUACCUUGA